Molecule: messenger RNA, 924 nt
Organism: Entrophospora sp. SA101
Lineage: Eukaryota; Fungi; Glomeromycota; Glomeromycetes; Entrophosporales; Entrophosporaceae
Source: the annotation of a GenBank genome assembly
AUGGCAAAAAAAAUUAGAAGCGAUAAAAAAAGUACAAUUUGUGAACGUUGUGGAUAUACAUGUGCAACCCCACAAAAACUUCUACAACAUUUAAACCGAAAGAACCCAUGCAGACCACAAAAUUCUACACCUAACCCCGAAAUAAUUACCAAUUCAAAGCCCAUUCAGGUUUUACAACCCUGUGAGAUAAAAAAUCUUAAUGAUAGAAGGUCAGGUGAGUCUGUUAAGCAAUGGGGGUCAAGAUUACGAAAAAGAUAUAAAAAAGUAACUUAUCAGGAUUAUGAACAACCAAAAACUUUAGCAGAAUGUAAACGUCUUUAUAAUGAUUUAAUUCAAAUCGAUCCAAAUGCAUUUAGUGGUACUCCAGAACAUGAAGAAAACGAUUUAUUCUUACAAGAACAAAAUGCUAACAAUAAUAGCGAAGCUGAAUCUUUAGAUAAACAGUCUGAAAUAGCAAUGCUAGAACGGUUAAAUCUACUAAAUGAUGAAUUUCAACGUCUAAGUAAUAUUACAGAAGAAAAUGGAGAAAAUAUAAUAUUUCGAGAACAACAGUUAGGCCCUGCUCUUAAAAGACGGGCUGUAGCCGUGCAUAAUGCCAAAGUACCUAGAUUUAAUCCAAAUAAUGGGAGCGAUAUAAGAAAAAUGCUAGAGAGCCAAAGAAAACCAUUACGGGAUUUACUUGAAAAAGAAUUUGAUAAGCGUGGACAAUUCAAAUUUGCAUUAUGCUCACUUUUAAAAUUUAUAGUAGAUAAAAAACCAGGAGAUAAUGAGGAGGUAGACAAGAAAAAUUCUACAAGAAGGGAUUGGCUAAGAAAUAAGCAAAUUAUAGUAUAUAAUCGGGCUGAAAUAGAUGAUUAUUUAAGUAAUGCUUUCGAACAAAUUAUAUAUCAAGUUGAGGAAAGAGGCGGAAAAUCUAAUUCUUAA